GACAAAUUCACUACUUUUUCGGACAACAAGAAUGAAUCGAAACAAUGGACACAACUCUCGACUCUUUUCCCUAACAGUGAAUACCCUUUGGAUGCCAUUCAUUGUAAUCGCAAUUUCAGUUCAUGUGAAUUAUAUAAAGGCGAUAAAAGGAAAUUGUAUUCAAAGGAUUUGAGCGAUAAGUUUGUGUUUAAAGACGAAACUCCACUCAAUAGUGUCGGUAUUCCCGACAAUUUGGACACAAAGCUUACUAUACCGGCGCCGACUACACCCAUACCCACGACUCCUGUGACCACUGAAUCUCCCGAUACAACACAAUUCACAUCCCCUUCACAAACCUCUCCCACGCCUACGAAAGACUAUAAGAAUUAUAUUAUAAUUGAUCCGGAAGAAGAGAAAGCGUUACGAAAAGAGAUGAUUAGAUCAAAACUGGACGCUUUGAAAGCCAAACAAUCUAAAUGUCUGCAAAAGUCAUCACCAGAUUCUAUGGCACUGUUGCCCAACCAAACUGUGCUCUCAUUUCAAGACCCAUAUCUGUUUGCCAUUGCAUACAAUGCAACCACCGAUCGGAUAGCGCUUCACAUGAAUGCCACACAACAAAUGGAUUCAUUAAAAAUUAGCAAAUAUUUUGAUUUAGGAAAAACACAUUUGGGUUCACUCUUUGCCACAUCAAUGGUCGACAAUGUGAUGGAAAUGUCAAACAGCGAAUGGUUUGGCUGUCCGUCGAGUCUUUGUUUGAGUGCAUCAAUCGAUGCAAUGAUUCCCAGAAGUGAACAGUUUUUCUAUAUAUUUAAAGGCAAUUAUUAUUGGGAAUUGAAUUUGAAUUACAAGUCAAUGCUUGAAGUUAAAAGUGCCAUUCAAUUGAUACCCGAUUUGCGAAACAUUGACACAGACGAUAAAAUAAUGUUGUAUUCAAAGGACUCAAACAAUAAAUUUGUGUUUAAAAGCGAGAGUUCACUCAAAAGUCUGGGACUUCCCGACGGUUUGGAUGCGGUCUUUACCGAUGAAAACGGGGAUAAGAUUUACAUCAAAAACAAUUAUCUCAUUUGGAAAGAGUACGCAAUAUUCAGACAAAAAUUGAUACAAAAAUUGUUGAAAUGUCCGCAAUAUUUCUAUCAAACAUUAUUACACAAUGAAUUGAAUUCGUGGCAAAAGUUUAGAGAAGACAUCAAAACAUAUGAUGUGAUCAAUUUCAAAGAGGAUCCCAUACCUGAUCCCAAACACAUACCAACAACUGUCACAACAGUUAGCACUACAACUGUAUCCACACUUAAGCCAACUUCACCGCCAAAUCUAAUGAUCUUUUAUGGUUUAAUCGGCGUAUUUGUCAUAAUUGUAUUCAACAAA
Messenger RNA from Medioppia subpectinata, 1344 nucleotides. The record is from the annotation of a GenBank genome assembly. NCBI's taxonomy places the organism in Eukaryota, Metazoa, Arthropoda, Arachnida, Sarcoptiformes, Oppiidae.